AUGACUGCAGAACUACAGCGUGAUAUUCCUUCUCAGCCUCAUCAGUUCACUACUGCUACCAGUAGUACAACAAGCACUACCACUCCUACCGUUGGUUCUUCAACAGCUAGGGAUACCCAAACCUCAUCAACAACUUCAGAUACAACGGCUGCUAACCCAGGAGGAUCAGGCCCUAAGGGUCCCGAGGCUGAUCAGCCAUUAUCCAAAGACGCUGAGCAACCACUGAAUGGAAGAUCCAGUUCCAAUUCUUCCCUGAACCAGCCAAAGAACAACAUGGCUUCUUCAGAUGCUACCGCUGAUCACCCUGAUGGUAAACAAGAAAGACCAUCAUCUGAUGCAGCACCUCCUAAUCAUCACAAUCCGGAUGAUCCGCAAUCAGAUAAGUCUUCCUCUUCCCCUCCUCAUCCUAAUGGAACAACAACACAGCCUCAGGGAUGCAAAUCAACGCCUCCCCUCCCACCUGCUUCCACUGCUGCCGGCAUUAGUACUGGUACAACUACUGCUACUGGAGUGUCCAUUAUAAGUCAAUCAGAAGAUGAAAUUGACGAGGAAGAGGUAGUAUUAGAAUCAGAGAAUGACCCGGGAGAAUCACACAUGAGAUCCUCGGCCAGACGGCGCUCUCUUUCUCCUGCCAGGUCGACCAUGAGCAUGGCAUCCACUGUCAGCUGUGAAGUAGAUGUCGAUGAACACGAGGAGGAGCUAGAGAUGUUUUCGAGAAUUGGAGCAGCCGCUGCUGCAAAGGCGGCUUCCAAGCCUCAUCUCAUUGAACCAGACCAACCACCAGAAACGGUAUCAACGAGAGCAGCCUCACCGCCUCACAUCGAACUUUCCCCCUCAGGGAACAAUCCCGUGGAUGUAGACGAGUUCAUUGAUAGAAACUCACCAGUACCGCCGGAGAUACAUCAUGAAAGCGAAUCCAGUGUCGAUUUUGAUUCCAUAUUGGACGAAGCACCAGCUCCACCUCCGCCCAAAAUACAACCCAAGCAUUCCUACCGAAAGCCUGCCAUCAAAGCCAUUAGAGAAGAAGACCCAAAUCAGCUUGACGCUUCACAGCUCAACUUUAGUGAACACACCACCAACAACAAGCCCUUCAAGGAAACGGCUUCUUCAUCGGCGUCCGAUCUGAAAACCAAGCCCAGUCUCUUGCACUUUCGUGGAAACGGCGCCAGUGGAGGCAUUAGUACAGAUGACGACGAAUCAUCCAUUGCUGCUUCCGUCGCAUCCACUCCGGGCACACAACAAGCCGUCAAAAGAGCCUCGCAACGAGUCUUGCAGGUGCCGGGCGAGUCUGCGGCACGGCCACGUGGCUCUGGUGUCUCGUCCAGCGCCACCUUGGCGAAACCACCAUCCUUCGGUGAAGUCAAGCGAAGCAAUAGUUUCAAAGACAAUCGCAAGGUAGGUCGCAUGUGGAGGGGACUAAAGAAAAAAGUCAGCGGCGUUGUGUCCAUGUCGUCGUCGAGAAAGCCAAAAUCCAAAUCACCGCAACGCAGAAGUACCGACGCUUUUCCUUCCGAGCGGUCGCCGUCACGACAAAGUUCUGCCGCAUCCGUGGCAUCUUCCACGGCAUCGCGCAAGAGCAGUAAGGUCGUAGUUGUAGCGGCACCACAAGAACAGGAGAUUCCUCGUCGUGGCCGUGCAACAAGAGCCAAUACGGCAAGCAAUGUGACCCAGAAACGCAGUGUGUCACCGCUGGGAGCAGGCAUUCGACGAGUACACACGUCACCAGUCCGGUCGCGAGCGGUUCAUCGACAGCCAUCACCGGUACGGAAUCGAGUGGGACGAUUCGCAAAAUCCAUGGCAGCCAAGAGUUCCGCCCAGGACAGCCUGGCCAAAUCUGGACACACACCACGUGGAAGACCUAGUGAUCGAUCGGUUCCCUCGAGAGACAAGACACGGUCUCGUUCCGAAGAACCCAUUCCAAGAGUUGACAGCGUUUUUGGCAAGAGGAGCAAGAAGGAACCUCCAUCGGAAGAAUAUCUCAAACAAUUGGAAGCCAUUGGCAAGUCAUUAAAGGAUGGAUUGGCCUACACGUCCAUGCCGGGUCGUACGAAGGGAACAACACAGGAGAAGUGUUUUGCAGGCAGUGCUGCUGUGGACUUUCUGAGUAAUCUUACACGCAAAAAUCGUUCCGAGGCACUCCAAGUAGGCCGUGAAUUGGUGGAACAUUUUGGAUUGUUCGUCCCCGUUAGCACCGGUGGUGUCUCUUCGGUCAUCAAAGUGCACAGCCACGACGGAGUGACAGGAUCGUUGCGGUCUACGGCUAACUCCCUUACGGGCGGCGGUAACUAUUCCGCCUUUUUGUUGCACGAUUCCAGCAACAUCCACUACCGCAUCGUCGCGUAUUUGCCCAUGGAAGUCAAGAGGAUGAAUAUGAUGACCAAGGUACGACUCUUCGAGGAAGGUGUCAAAGUCAAGACGCGACGGCAAGGAUUGCGCAAGCACAAAAAAUGCUUUGUUGGUUCCGAAGCGGUGCAGUUUUUGGUGCGGACACGAAUGGCGAAGACGCGAGGGGAAGCAGUCGAACUGGGGCGAAAGUUCGUUCGUCAGUUCAAUCUCUUUGAACCAAUAUUACGUGAUCACGAAUUUGAAGACUCCAGGAACAAGCUGUAUCGAUUUGUCGACAAGCGGAAUCGGUAUUUCUCCAUUGAUAACAUGCUGUCAACACGCUUGAUUUCCAUGGGACGAGAGGACACAGAUAUCAGUGGCGAGGAGGAGGACGACGAUUAUGACAAAGAUGACGACGGAGUUUCUUCCGUGGGCGGUUCGUCUUUCGUGUCAAGGAGUACCAAUGGAAACGACUCAGAAGACUUUGAAAGGUUCGUCCAACAAGAAGACGGUGAAGAGGAUCUCCCGAAAGAGUACCAGCGGCUCACUGAAGUAGCAGAGAUCUUGGAACGCGGCAUCAAGGUCGGCGACAACAGCAAGAAACCUGGAACCAAGAAAAGUGUUUCCUACAAGGAUACCUUUGUCGCGGCUAGAGCUGUGACUUUUAUGGUGACAUCUGGCCUCGCGGAUUCUCGCGUUGAUGCGGCCAAGCUUGGAAGACGUCUGGAGCGAGAGUUCAACCUGUUCAGAGAAGUGACAGGCAAGCACGACUUCAGUGAUUCCAUGUUUUACUUUCGGUUCACUGAUAAGAAGGAGCGAUUCACAAGACCUGUCAAGGCGGAGUUACCCUUGAAAGAAGUGGCGGCUACCUUUGAACAAGGCGUCAAAGUCAAGGACCACACAUACCGGCUCAAGACCUACAAGAACACUUUCAUGGGUUCCCGAGCUGUGGACUUCUUGGUCAACACGCGCUUGGCGUCAUCAAGAGGCCACGCGGUUCGUCUUGGGUGCCAAUUAGUGGAAAAAUACAACCUGUUUGAAAAGGUUACUGGCAACAGAGAAUUUGAGGAUGAUCAAAUAUAUUUCCGCUUCACACCAGCGGAUCGGCGUACCGUUCCCGAGGAGGACUUACCACAGCAUAAGAGGAAGCGAAGAUCCGGCCGUGCUUUCCUCCUGAAUCGCAGUGAAGCCAGCAGAGCAUCCCUUGCGGUCAAGAAUGUGUCGGAUGAAAUGUUGGCAAUAGCUGAGAGCUUCUUAAACGGAGUGAAAGUCAAGGAACACAAAUUCCGCGCGAAAGCUUACCGAGGAACCUUCGUUGGGAGCGAGGCCGUCAGUUUCAUGGUCAAUUCCAGUCUGGCAAAGUCUCGGAAGGAUGCCGUGGACUUGGGGAAGAAGCUGACUCACGAUGUUGGCUUGUUCCUUGGAAUCGACGGCAAGAGAGAGUUCAAGGAUGAUUAUCUCUUAUAUCGAUUCUCGCAACAAUUCGAAGAACAGCUGAAAGGCAGCGGCGACAGCAAAACGCCUCUGCGUGGAUUGGUGUCUGCCGUGUCUGGUUUGAAUUCUGUCAGCUUGAAAUCAUUACCACUCGAGAUAAUUGCAGAGGCAUUCCGUAACGGAGUGAGGGUUGGAGGAGGAAUGAUGGAGAAUCCAGAUCAAAGACGUAGUGCCGCAGCCGAGCUGUUGAAAUCGUCCGGAGACAUAGUGACACAGGCCGGUGAAAUCCUCCUGAGAACCACUACUGGAGAUUCAUUGAAAGGAAGUGGGCGAGAUCAAAGCGAGAACCCGAAAGAGAAAGAGAAGGAGAAGAAGAGCAAGAAGAAGAAAAAGAGCAAAAAGCCCGAUGACGCGUUUGUGGGAUCGGACGCUGUCGAUUUUCUUGUGGGAUCGGGUCUUGCGGAAGGUCGUGUGGAGGCCGUUGAUCUGGGCAGAUCUCUUGCACGAGAAUUUGGCUUGUUCGAACACGUCGACCAAGAGCAUGAGUUUGAAGAUGAGGACUUGUACUACCAAUUCUGCUAUGACGGCGAGAUUCGCCCCAUGGAAACAAUCAACAUCGACGUAUCGCGUUUGAUGGUCAUUGCCAAAGACUUUGAAACAUGCGUGAAGGUCAAGGAGCACAAGUUCCGUCUCCGUACAUACAAGAAAUCUUUCCUGGGAUGCGAAGCUGUCGACUAUCUUGUCGAUUCCUGUACGGCUACCAGCCGCAAGGAAGCUGUGCAAAUGGGGCGAGCCAUCACAAAGGAAUUCAACCUUUUCGAACACGUUACAAACGACCGACAAUUCGAGGAUUCCAACAUCCCCUACUUUUUCGUCGGCAACUCGCAGCGCUACAAGGGAUUGAAUCUCGAGAAGAAGCGAGCACGACGGAAUAUUUUUGCAUCUAGUGAUGACGAUGAAUCUGAUCAAUCGGGCCAAGACGACAUGAGGGAUUCCCAGAACAGCAUCAGCAUGCAACAACAAUCUUUCAAUUUCUCCUUCAACGUUGACGAAGAAGAGGACCGAGACUGGGCAAACAAGAUGGCGAAUUUCGAGCGCCGCAUGCACUCUACGCAAGCGGCCCCCUUCAUCAGUACCAGACAUUUAGUGGCUAACGACGACAACAGCAGCGUGUCUUCGUCCGAAGUGCGAAAAGAGACAAUGCAAAAUCGAUUCAUGGAUUGGGCGUCCAAAUUCCAUCGGCUCGACCCGCGUUAUCAAAUUCGAUAUUUCUUUGACUUCGUUGCUCAAGACGGAGCGGAAAAUGCAGAAACGAACGUAAUGGAUGUCGACAAUUUGCGGCCGUUGUACAAUUUCCUACCGAGUCGAGCGCAAGUUUUCACAGUUUGGCGCCCAACCUCGGCAGAUGCAAUCCGAAAAAUGAUGCUCGGACAAGCCGUUGGUAAGGGCCUGGACAUUAAGGGAAAAUCUGCAAAACGAGGCAAGUUGUCUGGGUUCGUUCCGUUUCUGCAGAUCGGAGAAAACAAGCAUAAGAGCAAAAUCCGGCCGCCAAGCAAAGAAGGAGUCGUUCGAGUCUUCUAUCCCGGCGACUCUAGAAGAGGGCGUGAUAUUGCAGCAGAGAAAUUGGAACGGGUAGGACUGGAGAUGAUGGAGACGGUGGAAGAAGCCCGGGCGGUGCUGGCUGACAACGACGCUUCCAAAUCAGCACGGAAGGACGCAUUGGAUGCGAUGCUUUUGGACCUGGGACCUGACCCAUCGAUCACGUAUAUCGAUGACUAUGCUCCCGAAAGGUAUGGUUUGGAGAUCCCCGAGCGUUUGUACUGGGAAGCUUAUUUUGUUCGACAAGAUUGCACACGAAAACCUGGCUCAGAAUACGACACUGGUCGUCCAUCCCAACCAGCAUUCCAAGACAUGAACUUUGCCGCAAUUCGUGCGGAACCAAAAGAAAAUGCGCCGCGAGCAGUUGUCUACCAGAGUGCUGAUUCCGACUCCCCCAUGAAUCCAUUUGAACUCUUAGUUGCCUACGAGGAACACGGUCGCGUGAUGCCCGUCGUGUCUGAUUUUGACUGUUUCCUCGUUGGAACGAAGCGUGUACAAUUCCAGUCCACACUGGCAACCAAUCAACUGAAUGUUUUGAAGUGGUACACGGGUGAGAUUGAAAGUGUGAUGAAGAGCUCGAAGGUGGGCGACAGUUGGACCGUCAACUGGCUUGAAAUUCUAAAAAAGGCUGCACGAGAAGGAUUCUACCCCGAAAUGCCCCGUUUUGGGUUUGGAGACCCAAAGAGUUACUCCAUCAUGAAGAACGCCGUUUCUCGAUUGAGCCAUUCAGGUGCCGUGCGGCACGGUGCAGAAUGCUUCAACUAUUACUUCCCACAAGAUCUGGAUGAUGAAUUUCUUGUGAUUGCUAACGACUUACCGGACAACAAGCCAUGGGCGUACGUUGAUGUAGAGGGCUUGCAAGACAUUUUGGAAGAGAAGAUUGAGCAAGGAUUCACCUUCCCGCUGAACCCCAAAUGGGUUUUAUGCGACGCUUACCGAUGGAAGGAAUUAUACGACAAGCUGCUGCUGAGCGACAAGGAGGAGACAAAACAAUCGAUGAAUGUUUGGUUCCCACCGGAUUCUGGUAUUCGCGAAUUGAUUGAAAGAGUUCACGAAUCCCGACCAUCGGGAUUCUACAAGGGCGACGACGACGGAGAUGCUGGCGACGACGACGACGACAGUAGCUCCGAAGGAAGCGGUGCUGCUGGAGCCAAAGAGACGAUGAUGUCAACCGUGUUUGCCAUCCGUCUCUUGGAAAAGUUCCAAGAGCGAACGAAAAAGUACCAAUCGAGCGGCGAAAGCGCCGGCGACGACAGUGAUUCAGACUAG
Messenger RNA from Seminavis robusta, 6627 nucleotides. Lineage: Eukaryota; Bacillariophyta; Bacillariophyceae; Naviculales; Naviculaceae. The record is from the annotation of a GenBank genome assembly.